AUGUCUUCCAACGCAAACCAUCUACUCGCACAUGAUCGAGCUCGGCGCGCUGCACGCCUGCAGGCUCAACAAGCUCGGCGCAAUGCCCGUCAACAGCAAAUGCUAGCCCAGCAGCAAGCCCAGCAGCAAGCCCAGCAACGAGCACAGCAGCUUGCCCUCGCUGCUCAUUAUCCUGGCAUCCACCCUGGACUUAUGUUCCAAAACUUUGGCGGCAUGCAAUGGAACCCUCCUUACCAUGGCAACCUGCAUCCUUUCAUCCAGCCUCCAGCUUUGCAUCACGCCCACCCAAUUCACGCUAUUCCGGGUGCAGCCAUUCACAAUCAUGCUUUGCCAAAUGUCCCUGCCAUCCAGAAUGCCGCCGUGGUCAAUCCUAUCGUCCAUCAUCAGAACAUCAAGCCUAAGCGCAAGCCGUACGUCAAUAAGCCUAAGCCUAAGCCUCAGCUGCGCAGAGAUGGAACCUUUCCUUUCAUGGAGCUCCCAACUGAGAUCCGCUUCAUGAUCUACAAGCUCCUCCUCGAGGAGAAUGCCAACCCCCUCACUCUCCUCACCCAGGGUAACGCAGGUCAUGAGGUAGUUCGACGUGGUUUCCUGAACAAACAAGACAAGCCCACCAGCGGAAGACAAAUGCUCUUGAAAACCGUCCACAAGGCCAAUGACAAGAACAUCACACACCUCACUCCCGCCAUCCUGCGCGUCUGUAAGCCCGUCUAUCGAGAGGCCGCCCCUAUCCUUUACGGCCAGCCCCUGGAAUUCGAGCACCCCAUUGCUCUCCAGAAGUUCCUCUUCAGUAUCGGUCCCGACAACCGUCUCCUCCUGCAGCGCAUCGUUCUGCGCGGUUGGCAGAUGAAUGUAUUUCCCGUGUGGCUACACGCUCUGUCGUCCGCAUUCGAAAGACUCUUGUCCGCUCGCAACCUCAAGGAAAUUCUAAUGGAGCGCCACACGGCCUCCGGUAGCGACCGUGACAGCGUUCACCUUGACCCCCAAGGCUGGAAGUUCCAAGCUGAAAACCUCAGUGAGCACAUCGAGUUCUGGGCCCAAUGCCUCGACAUCGCCAAGGGCAAGGGCACUGCCAGAUCCCUCCUGUUGUUCAGCGAUCGCGUCUUCGCCUCGGAGGACAGCAUCGACCAGGGCAACGAAAUCUUUCUUGAGCGCAAGAAGGUCUUCUUGAAGGAACUGAGAUUCAGUUUCAAGUGA
Messenger RNA from Aureobasidium namibiae CBS 147.97, 1194 nucleotides. RefSeq lists its product as uncharacterized. Bases 1 to 1194 code for a protein of 397 amino acids. The record is from RefSeq and is a predicted model, not a curated record. The transcript has 2 exons. Lineage: Eukaryota; Fungi; Ascomycota; Dothideomycetes; Dothideales; Saccotheciaceae.